Molecule: messenger RNA, 2194 nt
Organism: Ceraceosorus bombacis
Lineage: Eukaryota; Fungi; Basidiomycota; Exobasidiomycetes; Ceraceosorales; Ceraceosoraceae
Source: the annotation of a GenBank genome assembly
AUGGCAAAUUUACAAGACGACAUUGCAGGGUCGGUGGUACCGGCUCGGGCUCGGACGAGCGAGAUCUCCAAAGCGUCCCCAUACGCAAAUGACCAGGGGACGGUCAAGGUGAUGCAAGAGCCUCUCUCCCAAGAAGCAUCUGAUGUUGGCAGGGACGCUUCAAGCAAGCAAGAGCUCAAGAGGACCUUGAGCGCGAGGCACCUGGUGCUGAUCUCGCUUGGCGGAGUUGUGAGUGGACAAAAUGAGGAAUGGAGGAGAAGCUGGUAGGCAAGCGGGCUGGGUGUCUGUAGAAGGGGGAGAGGGGGAAGGGGCGAAGAGAGAAGAGUAGUGCAGUAGACGGAGAUACGAUGCUGACUCUGCUGAGCUGUGACCUGCCUCUACAGAUCGGCCCGGGCCUCCUCGUGGGAUCAGGAACCGCUUUGUCAGAGGCUGGGCCAGUCGGCGCCAUCCUGGCUUACCUGGUGGUGGGGAGCGUGACAUGGGCGACGAUGAUGUCUGUCGGCGAGCUGGCCACAGCGCUUCCAGCUUCUCAAUCUCAUCUUGUCGACUUUGCCAGUCGAUUUUUGGAUCCGGCUGCCGGCUUCGUUCUUGGCUUUCUGUACUGGACUCUUUGGUGCUUGGUCUUGGUACGUCUUGUUCGCUCGCUGCUGCUUGUCGACAUAGCUUCAUUGUCCGAGCACUGACCAGCUCUGCCUCACAGGCAAACGAACUUGUGGCAGUCGGAAUUCUGUUCGCCUUCUGGGAGGGCGCGAGGGUAGUGCCUCAAGGCGCAUGGAUAGCCAUCUUCCUGGUGUUUGUGAGCAAUCCAUGCGGCUGCAUGCCGGAGACCAACGGUACUUGGUCCAUCUGACUCCCUUGAUCAUCCUUGAAGUUCCUUUGCAUAUCCCUCCUUGGAGUGGCGACGUGGGGCGAGCUCGAAUUCUGGCUCGCCAGUAUCAAAAGUGGGUAGACCGACGGAGAGCGCACUCUCACCAAGAUGCGCCAUAUCCCUCGACAGGUCGCUUACCUUGGUACGCAUCUCGCAGUCCUCUUUCUGAUAGUCUUUUUCAUCAUCUCGAUCGUCAUCAACACCGGCGGUACUGGUCAGGGCUAUAUCGGCUUCCGCUACUUUCGCAACCCAGGGUCAUUCACCGACUUUCCUGGGUUCGUAAGCGUCUUGACUCUCGUCGCUACCCAGUUCGCUGGCACGGAGAUCACGGCCACCUGUGCUGCUGAAGCGCGCAGGCCCGAGCGUGCUGUACCUCGAGCAGUGACGAGCGUUAUGUGGCGCAUUCUCGUGUUCUACGUUGGCACUGCCUUCUUCAUCGGACUCAAUGUGCCCAGCAACGACGACCGGCUAGCGAACGCUUCGAGCAAGGCUGCAGCAUCACCGCUCACUAUUGCGAUGCAGAGAGGUGGGAUCGAGGCAGCAGCUUCGGCCAUCAACGCCAUCAUCAUUGUUUCCAUCGUCAGCGCGGGCAACUCGUCGCUGUACGUUGCGUCCCGCACCCUAGCUGCUAUGGCCAGAGAGAGGCUACUGCCAGCUUUCCUGGGCUGGACGACGAAGAAGACGCAGGUCCCGGUACCUGCUCUGCUUGUCAGUGCUGCACUGUCCCUCAUCAGUUUGCUCAGCGUGAGCUCAGGGUCCAGCACAACCUUCACAAGGAUCUAUUCGAUUUCGGGCAUCUCCAUCUUGCUCGUCUGGGCUUUAAUCGCUGCUUCGCACAUUCGUAUGCGCAGUGCGAUGAAAGCUCAGGGGCGCAACGUCUCAGAAUUGCGCUUCAAAGCACCCCUUUGGCCGGUUGGAGCGUGGUACGCGCUCAUCAUGAACAGCUUCCUGGCGUUGAUUCAAGGCUAUGGCGCUUUUGCACCGAGUUUCGACAUCAUCAAUUUUGUCGUGUUUUACAUCAUGCUACCUGUCAGCAUCGUCCUUUACACUGGCUUCAAGAUCGUCUUCCAGACAAGGAUCCCCAGAACCUCGGAAAUUGACCUGGACACCGGCUCGCAACUGACGCACAAUUUGGAUGGCGACUCGGAGGAUCACGCAACGGGUCUCGUCAGACAAGCUGACGACUCCGAUUCCGAGUCCCGCCCACCAGUAGACGCGAGGACCGAUGGAAAGUCGCGUUCAAACAUCUCACUACCACGGGAUAGCGAUCGCGCAUCCUCGCCACUCAGACGAUUUGUUAGGAGCAUCAGUAAAGUAUUGGCUUGA